AUGUCGGCUGUCCACUACAAGUUCGCCUCCCAGCCGAACUCCAAGGUGGUCACCUUCCAGGGCCCCAGCAUCUCCCUGGGUGACCUCAAGCGCCAGAUCAUGGCCCAGGAGAGGCUGAAGGAGGUCAACAGCGACCUACAGAUCCUCAAAGCUGACACCAAAGAAGAAUACCCCGAGGAUGCUCUGAUCCCGAAGAACAUCACGGUGAUCGUGAGGAGGGUCCCGGCUCCAGAGAU
This is a messenger RNA of Acanthisitta chloris (rifleman), 236 nucleotides long. Its product is annotated as E3 ubiquitin-protein ligase RBBP6-like. The record is from RefSeq and is a predicted model, not a curated record. Gene Ontology annotation, biological process: ubiquitin-dependent protein catabolic process; mRNA processing; protein ubiquitination. The annotation marks the transcript as partial. Gene Ontology annotation, molecular function: zinc ion binding; ubiquitin protein ligase activity. Gene Ontology annotation, cellular component: nucleus. NCBI's taxonomy places the organism in Eukaryota, Metazoa, Chordata, Aves, Passeriformes, Acanthisittidae. The transcript is spliced from 2 exons.